AUGUCGCACAUGGAUAUCAACAGACUGUCCGCCUUCAAUGUAUUCUGGCUCUUGCACGUGUUUCUCGAGCUACCCGUAGCGAUGCUUGCGUAUAUUCACCCAUAUGCGUUUCCGCUGGCAAAUGUAACAGAGUCGACGGUCUUGAUAAUGAAGCUGUUGGCUACGUUUAUCUUGACUUCAUGCGUUGGAUGUCUUCUGUGCUUUAUGCUACCAGACUAUUUACCAGGGAAGCGCGCAUUAGCGUUGCAGUUGUUCCUGUUCCAUGGCAUCGUUGCGAUCCUGUUCUGGCUGCUACCACCUGGGAUUGUGCUAUAUAAACUACCUGUAUUCGUACUAAAUUUGUUCCCAUUGCUUGAACAGGUGCCCAAUACUGUAUUCAUCGGGAGCGCGCAUGCUGUGGUCUCGUUCGUGGGCAUUUGUUGGUGGCAAGCUACCAUUCCAACUGUGCAGGCGUUCACCGCUCGUCUGAAGACGGAGUGA
Malassezia globosa CBS 7966 is the source of this 480-nucleotide messenger RNA. RefSeq lists its product as uncharacterized. The record is from RefSeq and is a predicted model, not a curated record. Lineage: Eukaryota; Fungi; Basidiomycota; Malasseziomycetes; Malasseziales; Malasseziaceae. The coding region runs from base 1 to 480 and encodes 159 amino acids. The transcript has a single exon.